Molecule: messenger RNA, 7613 nt
Organism: Porites lobata
Lineage: Eukaryota; Metazoa; Cnidaria; Anthozoa; Scleractinia; Poritidae
Source: the annotation of a GenBank genome assembly
GCAACAGAAUACAAUCGCAUCUUUAUCUUCAAGGAUCCAAUAAAAGGCAAGAUACUUCCGGGUCACGUGAUAAGAACAGAGAAGGUGGCAAAUGAAGGGAGCUGCCGUGUGAAGUGUUUCUUGGAGCCUAACUGUGUGUCCAUAAAUGUGGGCCCUCCAGACGAUCAAGCACAGCGCACCUGUGAGUUGAAUAACUUUACAGAUGAAAGUCCAUCUCAGACAAACUUGCAGGAAAAGCCAGGUCACAUUCACUAUGCAGUUGAGGUAUUAGACAUUUUUGCAAUAAAUUUUAAUCAAUUGCAAAGAGUUUAAAAACAUCGUCACCCUCGGACGUACAAGGAGGGUUGGUUUCGUUCCGCCUCCCCCUCCCCUCUGAGUUUUUUUUUUUUUUUUUUUGAGUUUUUCCCUAGACUAUUUAAGCAAUAGAAAACGUUUUCCGUGUUUGCAUAGCCUAAUAUAAACACGAGACGGGUUGGGAGAAUUCGAGACAGUUAUGCAAACCCAAGACGAAGUUGAGAGUUUGCAUAACUGUCGAGAAUUCUCCCAACCGCUCGAGUGUUUAUAUCAGGCUAUGCAAACACCGGAAAAAAGUUUUCUAUCGCUUUUAUAGAAUAAGUUUACUGAAAAAAAAAAAACUCAAAAACUCUUUGUUAUGGCAGUGAUUAAAAUAGAAAUUCUUACCAGUCCCAAAGUCUUGUACACGAAGUCUUGCACGCGUAAUCAGUUCUUGUUUUGCAAAGAGAUGCUUUCCAAAAUACGGAAUUUUCUCACUUAAAAUGUCAGCUUUAGCGAAAAAAAAUUGACACAGCUUGUUUGUAAAGAUUUUCCAAGUUUCAGCCGACGAAGGAAUGGGUAAAUAAAGUAACCUUGUCGAGUUUUGAACUCAAAAACUUUUUCAAAUUCGUGCUUACGUGAUUAGCGCACGAAAAGCAAAACAUCUUGACGUCCAGCCAUGUUUACAUACUCUCAUGCAAACAAGCCUCUCGGCCAAUCACAGCGCCCGUUCUAUCUUAGCUAUUUUAUUUUUAAAAAAAGUAGUAACUGACGUUUUCAGUAGCUGUUCGUUUAUCCCCCGCGCUUACUUUGAGGCACGUUUAGCGAUGGUCAGUUACUAUUGUCACGAGAUAUGGCGUCAUAAGUACCAGGUGGUAAAGCCAUUAUUGAGUGAAAACGCAUGUUUUUUCAACUUCUUUCAACAAUAAAAGUAAAGCUUGUAGAUAAGAUGAUGCAAACUGCUUAUUUAUGUGUUAUUAUACAUGCCAAGCACGAGGGUACGUCCGAGGGUUAACCGAGACGAUCGCAAGUAAUGCUUGUCUUAUGUGACAAAAUCAGAAUGCAAAUACGUUUAUAAAGACUUUUGUUCUUGGACCAUCGAAAGUUAAUAAAAAAUAAAACAAAAUGCUGAAGCUCACAGUGUUUAUCACCGCUCUUUAAUGUGUUUGAUUUUUGUUCAGAUACGUUUAACCCUAUAUUCAGCGCUGGCUUUUUUGCCUCCUGGGACGGGGGGGAGGGGGGUGAUUCUAAGUGCCCCCCUCUAUAACUUUAAAACCGCUCAAGAUAAGGCCAACGGAAUUACACAGGAUAAUGCACACAAUAUUUCCAACAUCUAGGCAUAAUUUGAUUGGCACAAUGGCGCCAUUUUAACGUCAAAUUGAUUAACUUAUUGGUGAAACCCAAACUUCAUCAAUUGUUUUCUUAAAAGUAGACGUAUAGCUAAAAAAAGCUUCUAAAUCAUGAAGGUCGCUAAUUAUAACCCGUUAAAAAUCUGUAUCAAUAGCAGUGACACAAUGAUGACGUCAGUUAUUAUUAACUAAGAAACUGGAAUCAUUCCCCAGCCUGGAUCUACAAGUUUGAAUUAUUAAACGUAUUCCGUUUUGCUUAAAGGGACUAUGUCAGCUCGAGAGCAUGCGCUCUGAGGUUAUGCAAAUUACUUUCAACUGUCAAAAUUCUAUUGUGUUUAACGCGUGACUUUCUCCAUGUGCCGAGGUUAUGCAAAUUACUUUCAACUGUCAAAAUUCUAUUGUUUUUAACCCGUGACUUACGUCCAAGGUUCCGAAUUUAGACAGGUUAACAAGCGAAAUGGGUUUAGAUAAGGGAUAUUUCGAUAGAAUUUACGGAACGUUUCUUCUCUGGUUAUGCUAGAUCAAGAAUAAAAUUGUGACGACAAUUUUACUUGUAGUUUUGGCGUAAAAACGCAUGCCAUUCAUAAAAUAGUGCGCAAACAAAAAUUCAACAACAACAUGUUGUCUUAUUCAACAAAAUAAAUCGAAGUUGUAUUUUACAAACGAGCUACAAAAGACGCUACACCGAAGAUAAAGACCAAGACUGUUUCAAAUCAUUAACAAUUAGACUUGUCUGUCGCUAGUGAUUUUAUAAUUUAGAUGCUGAUAGAACAAGAGACAUCAAGUCUUUGUUUUGAUCUUAGGGAAACAUACAUUAUCGCGCAAAAUUGUUCGAUCGUGCCGAAUCACUGCGACGUCGAGAAAAACAGACCCAAGCAUCAUUGGUAUACUACUCCACUAUAAGCAGUCCGUUGAUAAAAAGGGAAAGUAAGCUCUGCUAUUUUCCAAAAAUAUGCUCGAACACAAACAGUUCAAAAACAUGGCAUUUACAGGAUCUAACUCGUAUUAAGGUGCCUCUCUAAGUCCGUUGAGAACAAUCUGGAGGAGCAAACGGUCGUGCUUAUCUUUGCCGUGAAUCCAGAUAAAUACAAGAUGGAAUCUAGCCGAAUUUUAUAAUGUUUCCUUCGCCAGGAGUUUCGUUUGGUCACGAAACUCAUGGCCUGAUGCUCUUGUAAUCGUUUACCAAAAACGGCCGCCGCCAACUCGAUAGCCGCUUCAUUAUAUGUCCACAUACUUUGAGCACAAGAAAAAUCCAAGAGCCAGCAACCUCUAAAAUAACUCAAUAGAAAGGUUCUGUGAACUAUAGGGAAGAUUCCAUCAAAGAUUCCAUCACUCAUUGUGGAGUAGCCGUCAUUAACUCUGCCAUUACAACGGCCGCUGAUAAGAGGACACAGUAAAUCCACGUAAAAACAUUCCACAGGCAAACAAAAUAACGCAAAAAAUUAUUCUGUAAUCACCAUAGAACGAUUCUUAAUACAAAACUUCGCUAACUAUCGAACGAUGGCUGAGAUUUAGACAGAUAAAAACAGCCUUCCAAAAUCUCCGACAGAACUUGAAAAAGACGGGCCAACUUUUUCAAGUUUGUUUUCCUUGGUUCGCGCAUGCGUGUGGGGUGACAUAGCCCCUUUAAAACCCGUAUAAAUCGAGGUAAUGGUGAUGUAAAGUUUCACCUAGGGAUAAAAGAAUGCUUAAGAAGAAAAGAAAAAAAGGGAUGAAAUUCUGAGAGAAAUGAACACUGUGAAAAUUUGAACCCAACGUCCGCCAUUUGGUCAUUUAGAAAUGUUUUCAGAUAAAUUUUAGGAAAAUUCGCUAGGUUUGGUUGUCAUUGCUUGGACGGUUUUAAAGUUAAGUUCUUCAACUUUAAACUUUUGGGGGGCCUCAAAAGCGCCCCCCUGGUCAGAAUAGGGUUAUAAUAUGUAUUGGAUAAAACUGAGGCUAAAGAUAAGUAAUACACACAGGUAUAUAAGUUAGCAACUUAAAGACUUAAAACGAGGGACACUGCAAACUCUUUGGCAACUAAUUACCAUCACUAAUAAUGAACAGCUGGUAUCUUUUUUUCAAUAAUUGUGCAAGUUCAUGCAGUAUCUGGCUAUAGGACAGAAAUUUUGUUGUGUAAUUAAAUUGUGUUUUCCAACAGAAAUUAUUUCACAGUAGCCCAUGCCCUGGAAAGAACUUCAUCUGUAAGGUAGGCUACGCAGAUAAGUGCUACCAAUGGGUUUGCCGUGAUGGUUUCAAAGGCGAAAACUGCGACGAAGGUAUGGCUAAUCAGGUUGACUUUGUUGUUUUCUAUGUCAGCAUGUGUUAGCACAUUGUUUGACUCACAACGCGGACAUCCAGUUAGUUUGCUCAACCACCUUCAUGCGCUAGGAUUUUAAAGAAUUGUUUUCAUUCUCCUAUUCAAUUUAUUAUUUUCCCAACGUUUAGGGGCUUUCAUGGUGGCCCGAUACUGCCUGACAUGGCAGAGUCGUCAAACAUAUGGAGCUUUUCUUCAGGGUACAUUUGCGACCCUGCAUUUUACCCUCAACUUGACGUGACAACGUCUGCUGGGCUGCCUAUGCUUGUCUGCGGAUCCCCCAUUCCAACCUUAUAAUGGCAUAUUCCUGAAAACAAUCCCUUAUUAUGUUAGAUUUAGAACAACCUCCAUGCUUACUAAAGCUUUUAAACAUCCUUUUUUCGACAUUUCUUUCUGAUUCAUCCACGUAGACAUUAAUGAAUGUAAGGACGGAUUACACAACUGUGGCGAUGUGUCCAAUUGUGAGAAUACCAAUGGCUCUUUCAAUUGCAUUUGCAAAAUUGGUACAAAAUACAAUGGUAAGUGAUACUGACAUGAAUUAUAGCAGAGACCUAAAAAUAAAGUUUACCUCCUCGUAAACUUUCUUCAAGGCUUUGGCCCAUUUCUUGGCAUGGUUUCAGGAUAUAAACGGACGUCAUUUUUUCGUGCAAAAUCUCCUCAAAAGGUAGACAACAUCCAUCGAGUAAUAUUCAUUGUGUGACUCUUGUGUAUUCUCCCAUUUCUUUCGUUCAGUUUAAGUAACAAAUUCAGCUAUCUAGUCUUCGGAUAGCGCUGAACGUCAUAGUUAUAACAUGUCAGGGGCACCCAACGAAUGGGCACGCCACUUAAUCAUUACUGAACAAAACGAAAAAUUGAUUCUACAGUUCUUCAGAGCCCUGGUUCUCCGGGCCAUUCAAUCGUAAUUGAACACAACACAAUCGAUUUAUGGAGUUUCCAGGCCGCUGGAUGCUAAGACCGUCGGCUAUUCUGUGGACUUCUCGGGCCACUAAGUCAGAGUUUAACAAAACAGACUCGUCCAGUCGACAGCUCUCUCCGCUCUGAGUUAUAUAAGCGCAAAUCCACCCUUGAAAAAUAAUAACACGAGAAAGAAACAUGCAAAUGAAAAACAUCCAUAAGAUAGAACGCAAAUAGGCGGGUGAGAGACAACGGAACUAAUAAGCCAUUUCCAACUGCGCAAUAGACAACAAACAAACAACAAAAAAAGGACGCGACAAAAGAAAAAUAACAGCAAGGUAAUGGCAGAAAUAGCAAGCAAAACGCUAAAUAUCCGAAAAUGUCAAGACUAGCUUGAAACCUAUUCGAUGAAAACAACUGAAUUAAAGCAGAGAGUGAUGAAACGGAGGAAACAAGCGAAAUUAAGGUGAGUACAAGACGCAACAAGAAAGUUGAUACAUUUUCCAACAUUAAAAAAAGAAAACCAAACCGACUUUGCUGCCCGACCUCGCCAAGAGCUACGGACGCAGAGUGAGCCAUAACGAGGAAUUACCUCUGGAGACCGGUGAAACAUUGGCACGCAGAAAAAAAAAAAAAAAACGUGAGGUCACAGAUAAGUUCUCUAAAAGCGGCUGGUGGCGGUUGAAACGACAGCGAAACUUGGAAGUCACUUUGAUUUCAUCUACCCCGUUGAACAACUGGCCGAGAGGCGAGAAAAACCGAGCAGUUCUAAAACGAAGGAAUUUAAAGUAAUCAUUUUAUUUCCCGCGUCACGGUCCAAUUAUGAUGGUCUCAAUGGGAUUAACCGAGGGGCGUAAAGCGGCCAAAAAUUUAGUCGAUAGCCGUAAAUAGGGUAAAAAAGAGUUAACCGUAAAAGAAAUUGUUCCCUAGAUUUGUUAAGGAAGGUGAUAAAUUCAGUUAUGGUUGCGUGAUUUACUUCGCGGCCACUUUGGCUCCGUACGCACGUUAGGCCAAGCUCCUUUUAGGUGUUAACCUAGACCUAUAAAGCUAGGCUCCAUUUCCGCUGCUCACUCGAAGAACCAAUUUUUUUUUCCAUAAAUACUAGUGAAACAACGCGCAGCGAUGUCACUGUUUGUAAAACACGUUGCCGAUAAACAACAAUUCCCUGUUUCAGUCUCUGACGCUACAGUAGACAUUGCCAGCUAUUGCCAUGCCUAAUCCCUGUACGGUGUCUUCACACGCAAUCUUGGUCGAGGCAUUUCGGUGGCAUACCUGAGGAAAAAAAAAGAAAGAAAACUCGCUUGGACCACGUGACCCGGAAUACAUUAGCCGCGCGGAAUAAUGAGGACAAGUCAACGGCAGACAGUCGUUGUGUGCAGUCCUUUCUCUGUCAUUAAAAACACCGGACAUGGGAAUUUUGUUGUUGGCCGAAUUUCACACUAGAGCUAGAAAUGGAUUUUCCGUCUGAUACUAGCUUGUGUACAGUCGCCCCCUUCCCCACAGACACCCCUUCUCCGAUUUUUUUCUGAGGGGAGGGGUCGGCUGUACACAGGCUAUCUGGAAUGGUUAAUCCAUCUUCAAACUGUCCGUCAAAAUUGACGGAUUAAAGUCAGGCGGAUUGUUCAUUCGAUCAAAUUAAGACGUAUUACCUAUCUGACGCGAAUUAUCAAACGGAUAACCCGUCUCACUCGAAUGAUCCGUCUCUAGGGUGAAAACGUCCAUUUCUGUUGUAAAUGAAUGUCGCGCCCCCGCCUUGAGUUGAGCGUUCGCGUGUCUGCUUGUGCUUUUUCACAAAGAUUAUUUUUAUAUUCACUAUCCACAUUUCUAUGCGUAAAAUAAUAUUAGAAGUGGAAUACUUUAUAAAAAGUAUGAUCUAUCAAAUGUUAAAAUUUUUCAAAAGAAUGGCUUAUUUCAUCCCAAGAUGAUCCUAAGACCUUUCUUUUGCUUUAAAGUUACUAAAAAUACAGGUUUAUUGAUAUUUAACUCUUUGAAACAAAAGAAAUUAAUUAUUAACUUUUUUGUUAACCCUAACUGAAAAAAUUAACCGAUAACCGUAAAAGAGCGGAAGUUUUAGCCGAUAACCGUAAAAGCCACCACCCCAUUGAGACCCUCAAUUAUGUAUGCAGUUAGAAUAGUAUUAACGUUAUCUUGUAGACGGCAUAGCAGGCAAUCUAUUUAAGAGAACUAUUAAGGGUAAAAACUUUACUUUUCAAAUUAUCGUAAGGUAAGGAACAUCCUGGGGAAAGAAGGGGGGUUCAACCAUCCCCCCUUGAACCACGGUGAGAGGUGGGGGUAUGCGUUUGCAUGAACGUUCGAGGGUUAAGAAACACCAAUUUAUAUGCAUCUAUAAACAUUUUUCUUUAUAAUUUGCUUUCUUUGCUUUUCUUUUAAUUGAUUCAGCAUCGUGCGAAUCGCAAUGGACAGGUUUUGGGUCCUCGUGUUAUAAACUGCACACAUCGCGCAAGAACUGGAACAAUGCGAAAGUGAACUGCCAGAAUGUUGGUGGUAAGUUAGUGAAGAUUGAAACCGAGGAGGAAAGUCGAUUUAUCACAAGAAAAUAUUUCAGUAAUAACGGUCGUUACUGGAUUGGACUUUCUGACGCCUUCAAAGAAAAAGACUGGAGAUGGACCGACAAAACCGGAUUAACUGGUUAUAAAAACUGGGGAAGUGGCGAGCCGAAUAAUUUAUUUAACGAAGACUGCGUAGCAAUGCUAAAGGGAACAUACUAUUUUAGGUAUGUUAACGCAAAAUGGAACGACGAAGACUGCUCCUUGAAACUGGGAUACAUUUGUGAAAAAAACUGA